AUGAGCAAGGGUGACGAAGACCGCGAAAGACCGGCGCUCGCAACGGCGGCGGGUGGCGGCGACGGCGGUGGCGCCGCGGUGGUAACGCGAGAAGUCUCAGAAGCCACCAAGUUCGGCGACAACAGCGACCACGACAACGACGACGAUGACGAUUCCGGGCCUGUUCUCGCAUGGCCUGCUGGAUCGUCGGCGAGUCAAGGCCGGCGAGGAAGCGGGGUCGGCGGUGGCGGUAGCGCCGGUCGCGGCUCGUUCACAAGCGUGGCCAGCUCGGCGCGAAGCGGCGGCGAAAUGAGCUGUUCUAACGGCCGAGUCCGCCAAGGGGGCAGGGCGAUGAAGUCGUCGGGUGGCGAUAGCCCUUCCCUGGCGACUCGCACGCUGAACAGAGAAGAGCGGAUCAGAACCGUGUUCGGCCAGAAGGCCGUGGAAGCGGCGGCGGCGACUGUGGCGCCCACGUCCGGAAGCGACAGCUCGUCGCAGCUCCUGCUCGCGGCGGCCAACCGGAUCUACGCGCUUCCGGCCCAGGAGCGGUCCCUUCUGGCGGAGCUCGACCGCGCCUCGGACGUUGACGAAGGGGAGGGCGACGGCGGCGGCGGCGGCGGUUUCGUCGACGAUACCGGCGUUGUCGUCGCCGCCAACGUAGACAACACGAAUGAAGGCGUCAUUUCGUCGCCGCAAGGCGGACACGAGGGUGGCGCACCCCCUUCCCCCUCCCUUCAGGGUGACGGAAAUCCCGCGAGAGCGUCUGCAGAGCCGCCGCUCCUCCGGGUGGGCAGCGGGGGAGGGGACGGCGGCGGAACGACCCCGUUCCGGUACCGCCGGCUGAUGGGCUUGUCCCGGCGAGGGUGGCCUUCCUGCGUCAACCCGGCGCGAAGGGAGGAGUGGCUCUGUCCCGUCGAGUUCGAGGCGGUGUUCGCGAUGAGCUUCUCGGAGUUCAGGGCGCUCCCCUCCUGGAAGCGGGUCGCCCUCAAGCGGGAGUUGCUCCUGUUCUAACAGGGUGGCCGGCGUGGCUUCUUCGUUCCUCAGCUGUUUUGUGCCUGGCCUGGCCUGGGAAAGGUUGCCGGUUUCGUUUUGGUCCUCAGCUGUUGUCUGGCCUGGGAAGGGUUGUCGUUUUUUUCUUCUUUUUUUUGGAGGUGUCGCCCGUCCGGCUCAGCUGCUGCGGUAGUACGUUAUAGAUGGUAAUCGCCGGUCCGUGCGUUUGAUUGUUGCCGCAAAAGUUGGGUGAAACAUGACGACGCGGGAUGGGACAGUCGUGUGCCGCGGUUCAAUUGGCGCUGUUUUUUUAGCGUCCAACGAGAAAGGAUUGUCUGGGUGAAGUCUUG
Ectocarpus siliculosus is the source of this 1319-nucleotide messenger RNA. NCBI's taxonomy places the organism in Eukaryota, Phaeophyceae, Ectocarpales, Ectocarpaceae. The record is from the annotation of a GenBank genome assembly.